AUGCGGUCCACUGACGGUCUGCUGGCACUGCUAUGGGUCAUAAUCGCCAUAGCUGUGACUGCGAGGACGCCGUAUGUCACGGCGGCUACGUGCCCACAGCCAAAUGAUGCAGUCCGGCGAUGUAAGUGUUCCAGCCGAGACAAUGAAAUCCAGAUAUGGUGUAGUCAUGGAGAUUCGAAGACCAUAUUUGAUGAGUUGAAGCAUUUAGCCUCAUCCGUAACAGAUCCAAUUGACGAACUAAUAUUGGAAAAUAAUGCCAUUUCGUCAAUGCCUGCCAACGCUUUUUCAACUUUAAAAAUUAUACGAUUAAUGUUACGUGAAAAUGGAAUUCAAAAAGUUGCUUCCAACUGGUUAUCUGAUCAAGAAACAAGCAUACUAGAAUUGUUUAUAGUAGAAGCAGAACUUAGAAGUUUUCCAGAGGAAAGUUUAAUGGUGUUACCUAGACUAGAAGCUUUAUCAUUAAUCGCAGGAUCAUUAACUCGACUACCAAUAAUAUCUGGCUUAGCUAGAUUGAGGUAUGUUCAAAUCGAAGCAUCUUCAUUAAUAAAUAUGGGAACAGGCAAUUUCUUGGGAUUGCCAUUUUUAGAACAGUUGCAUAUCACUGGUUCUCCAAAAAUGCAAAAAUUGGAUGUAGGCAGUGUACAGGAUUUGCCUCGACUAUUUUUGUUAAAUUUCACGGAUUGUGGAAUCACGUGGAUGCACCCUAGAGCUUUUGCUCGCUUGCCAUCACUUCUUGAACUAUCAUUAGUCGGAAAUAAGUUAGCUGAUGCGUCUAAUAUUGGAGGAGCAAUCAGAGAUUUGACAGCUUUGACUACAAUUAGACUGGAUAGAAAUGAAUUAGAAUUCAUUAAUGAAGCUACAUUCGUAGAUAUACCGUCGUUACGUUACGUUUACCUGUCCAACAACAAGAUAAGUGAUAUACGUAGGGGCGCGUUUCAUCGGAUGCCCAAUCUUAAGUCAAUCGAUAUGAGCAAAAAUCAAGUGCGUCAUAUUCACCCGGAAUCAUUCACGCCCAUCCGUGAUAACAAUCUAGAAGAAUUAUGGUUAUCUGAAAAUUCCAUAGACAAUGCGAUGACAAUAAGAUUAAUUUUAGACAUGUUUCCUAAACUUCGUUUUCUGGAUGUCAGCAGGAAUCAGUUACAGGACAUUGUUUACGGAUCAGUACAGGGGCAUUCGAGACUGGAAAUGUUGUACUUAGAACACAAUAAACUACAAAGGGUUGGCAGGGAAACGUUCACUGCUAUGCCAAUGUUAAGGGAAUUGAGAUUGGCCAAUAAUUCGUUGUCCAAUUACCUAGCAAUUCCUCUAUGGAACUUACCUAUGUUAAAAGGUCUUGACAUAUCGUUUAAUAAAUUUGACAAACUAGAACGACGCAUGCUAGCUACAUUACCAUCAUUAAGGCGAUUUGAUAUUAGUCACAAUGCUGUUUCAUCACUAGACCCAACCACAUUUAUCGACACUCCGAAUUUAGAACACAUCAACAUAUCUCGUAACAACAUAGAUUCUAUAAACUCUUUAACAUUAUCCCAUUUAUACCAUUUAUACGAAUUUGAUGCAAGUUUCAAUAGACUUAAUCAAUUUGUUGGUGGUAUGCCAAGGGCCAUUGAAUACUUAUAUUUAUCUCAUAACAAAAUAAUGAGCUUGCCAAGUGAUAGUUCAACAGAUUUACAUCUACCAGCCUUGAAACUUCUUGAUGUUUCAGAUAAUAAUAUUCAUAGAGUACCAGCUAAUUCAUUGACUGCUUUAAAUUUACUGCGUUGGCUUUACUUGGGCGGGAAUUCGAUGCAACAACUGGAUAAUGGAGCAUUUAGUGGAUUAAACCAAUUAGAAAUACUGACAUUAAACGAUAAUAAAUUAUUAAGUAUACAUUCGAACACUUUUAAGGAGUUACCACUUCUUAACGAAUUAAAUUUAAAAGGUAACAGAUUAGAGAUUUUAGAACCUUCUUUGUUGUCUAAUAAUGCAAAAUUGAAAAAACUCGAUAUAAGUCAUAAUAGACUAACUGAAAUUCAUGAAUCAUACUUUUCUGUAAAUAAGGAACUUGAAGAACUAUCUAUUUCUCAUAAUUCAUUAUCGGAUUUUCCAUCAUCGUUAGCAGCGAAUCCAAAUCUAAAAAUUCUAGAUUUAAGAAAUAACGAAAUUAAACAUAUGAAAAGUGGAAUGGUCUCGUCAAUGCCAUACUUAAAAGAGUUGUACUUGUCAGAAAACAACUUGAACAUUUUAAAUGAAGGGGCCUUCCAAAAGCUACCAAAUUUAACUAUUUUAGAAAUGGAAGGAAAUAAUCUAAACACAUUACCUUCGUAUGGCAUACAAAACUUGCCAAAUCUUAUGGUUGUAAAAAUGGCUAGAAAUAAAUUGGUGUCCUUACCAAGUGCAGCUAUGGUGAAUCUACCAAUGUUACAAAUUGUCGAAUUGCAACAAAAUCAACUCAAUGAGAUAGCAAGUGAUGCAUUUGUUGGUAUACCAAAUUUAAUUAUGAUGAACUUAAGUCACAAUUAUUUGAAUGGCAUGGAGAAAUCCGGUUUAAAUAAUUUAAGAAAUUUAGAAGUACUUGAUUUAAGCCAUAACAAAUUAAAACAAAUAACUACUAGAAGCAUACAAAAUAUGCACUCAUUAAUCAUGUUAAAACUUGAUAACAACAGAUUGUGUAACAUUAUUGGAAGCCCAUUUGAAGGAAUGAGCCGUUUAAGAGUAUUAAGCUUACGGGACAAUAAAAUGACUUCACUUUCUGAGUCUACGUUUAACAGCAUCAAACCCACAAUAUCCCGUUUGGAUGUCGAUGGUAAUCCAGUACACUGUGCUUGUAACAUGAAGUGGUUGCAAUCAUGGUUAAGAACGACUGCUGACAGUUUUGGCCCUAGGUGUGUCGAUGGUACUUUACUUAGAGAAAUGCCUUUUACAUCGAAACACUGCGACGAAAAAGAAUUAAACAGUUUAGAGGAAAAUAUUCCGGGCUGUGAAAUUGAAUCUGCAUCUGCUGUUAAUGCAAAUACAGGGACUUCUAAUAAAGUAACAACGUGGACAAACAGCGAAGAAUCGGAGAAAAAUAAACCACUGCCAGAAGAAACUGAUUAUUUUUAUGAUGACGUUGUCGAUCUAAAUGACAAAGAUGAACACCAAAGAGAUGUUUCAACCGAGAAAACAUUGUCAACAAUAUCUCCUGCAAUUUUAUCACACUAUGUACCCGGUGAUACACCAACAUUAUAUGCUAGUUCUCGGCCAAAUAGCUCUUCUUCUUACACCGAUGACCACUCAGUGCAAAGCAACGCCGGUGGUACUGCGUACACAUUUUUCGGCGUACCAAUACCGCCGCUAAACUUGAACAAUAUAUGGGGUCAAGCAAAAGGUACAGGUAAAAGACUCAAAGAUGGCAGGCGAAAUCCAUUGCCAAAAAGGACGUCAUCAACAGUAGACCAAGAUGGUUUUACGCCUAUGUUACCGGGCACUGGAGGUUUUCGGCCAACGAUGACUACUCCAGAUAAUUCUUUCUUCGGGGAAGACACAGAGAGCGAUGAUGAUGAAGAUAACAUUUACAGAAAUAACAGUUUAUCCAAUAAAAUUACGGGUUCCGGCAGUCCCCCGCGGUAUCAACUCAGCAGCACUACUGAAUCACCGUUCCGUUAUGAUAGAUUCUCCAGCAGUGACUUAAGUUUUUCAAAGUUCGUUAACAUCACAACUCGUGAUUCCUUAUACGAGUCGGCCACUAUAAAUUCAAUUAUUAGACCAACCGUUAAACCUAGUUUAACCAACAACCAGCAACAAACGUUGGCGACCGCUACCACUUUACAAAGCAAUGAUUCGGUUAACCAAUCUGAAAUUUCACUAGUUCAAUCCUCAACAGUGGGACCCACGACGAGGAGCUCGACGACCGAACAACAACGUCAGUUCGCAGUCGUCACGCAGACGGCCACCACAGCAGCGUCGACGAUGGCGCCCGGAUCGACUACAACAUUCACCGAAGCGGUCAACGUGUCCACGCCGUCGUCUUUGACCGGUUUCUUGGCACCUGGCGGACAGCUACCAGUGUUCAACGAUGGAACCGGUGGUCAAAUGCCGUCGGUUCACAAGGACGGAACCAAUGGUCAGCUGCCGUCAUCUCACAAAGACGUCGGAAGCGUAGUGGUGACCGGAAAACCGUCCAUCGUGAAAGUGACGCUGAGUCCGCCGGGUCAACAGAGCCAACAACAGCAACCACAGCAACCGCAGCAACAACCACAGCAUCAAAGGCCACAGGCGGCGGUAGAAGACGCGAAGUACUCGAAGAGCGCCGGCAGUAAUCAUCAGCAAGCAUAUCAACUUCCGCUGCCCACCAGGUCGGCGGACACGUUCCAGUCGACGCCGUUCAAGACGAGUUCGGCAAGCGACUGGUACUACGCCAACUACAAUAAGACCAACGUGGAACCGUUCGUCAGCAAGACGUCGUCCGCUGCGUCCCGCACCGGCCACCCGCCCACCAUUUCGGCCACGACGGCGAUUGCAGCGGCCGCCUUAACGGCCGUUUCCAGUUUCGGACGAUCGCCUACCGCCGUCGUAUUACCAUACUGUACUUUAACCUUUGUUCUAUAUUAUUAUCAUUAUUAUCAUAGUUAUUUUUAUUAAUUAAAUCGUUCGCGGAUUACAAAAUCUACCUUCCUCUGGAACGUAUUUAGGAGCGAGGCUUGGGCCCCGGUUGGUAAUAUUUUAGGGGCGGGAAAUUUAGGAAAUAUAAAAAGUAUUAGUUUUAAGUUAUUCUUAAAAGAGGACGCUUAAGAAACAGUGCUCCCGGACACUAAAAAUGUAAAUACGUCUCUGACCUUCCUCUAAACAGAAUUUUACUUAUAGGAUAUUAUAACGAUAUUGUGUAGAUUUAUAUUACGAAUUUUAAUGUAUGAGGGUAAAUCUUUGAACUCCAUACAUAGCUACAUACUGUAUAGCGUAUAAACUAUACAAUGAGUAAUGACUAUGUUAUUCGAUUCGAAUUCGUCCGUACUCUUGUAAUCAUUGGCUGAGGGAUCUGCGGCCUAUUCCUCGAAUUUUCUGAAAAUUUAACGGUGCCUCCGUCAGUAUUGUUUAAGCGUUAAAGUACAUAGGAUAAAACUAUCGUGUACUAAAACUGUUAAUUGUGCGAGGGAUGCUGUGAAAGUCAAAAAGGUCAUUUACCACGUGUCAUUAGGUGAAUCCUAUAGGUAAUUAAGCCUUACCUUUAUUAUAAACUAUCCGCUUCCGAAACAAAAUCCUAUCCACGCCACUUCUUAUAGUAUAUCAUAUUUCAACUGUUUAAUAAAAUGUAUCUAUUAAAUGAUUAUGACUAGGGCUCAGAAGUUGUAGGAGUUGCAUAUUGUUCUAUCUGCUAUCAAUUUACACCAGGCUAAGCUAGAAAUCCUUACUUAUGCGAAGGUCAGAAGGUAUGUUUAAACAUUAAAAGUUUAAAAUACAUAUUUUGCAUAUUUCAUACAUUUUAGGGAAGAAGU
Messenger RNA from Melanaphis sacchari, 5450 nucleotides. RefSeq names its product protein artichoke-like. The record is from RefSeq and is a predicted model, not a curated record. Lineage: Eukaryota; Metazoa; Arthropoda; Insecta; Hemiptera; Aphididae. Bases 1 to 4599 code for a protein of 1532 amino acids. The transcript has 10 exons. Gene Ontology annotation, molecular function: protein binding.